Messenger RNA from Paramecium pentaurelia, 3292 nucleotides. The record is from the annotation of a GenBank genome assembly. Lineage: Eukaryota; Ciliophora; Oligohymenophorea; Peniculida; Parameciidae.
AUGAAUUAAACUAAUCAUCUAAUUAGGAUAAAAGAGACUCUACAAAACCAUCCUCAUCAUAAUAUUGGAGAAUUUUAAGUAGAAGCAGAAGGAUCUGGAAAUUAUAAAGUCAUUUCAAAUGAAUAUGAUGCAAAUACUUUAGAAGUAUAUUUGUAAGGUAGAAUUAAUUAUUGGCUAACCAUCGAUGAAAUAUUGAAUAUAAUUAUUCAAAUUCUAGAUGCAUGUAUUCAUUUAGAACAAUUAAAUAUUACUCAUAGAAAUUUGAAUUUGAGAUCAAUCUUUAUCAAAAAAAUUCAUGAAAAUAUUAUAAUUGUGAAAGUAUUUAUUCUAUAUUAUAAAUCUAAUCAGAUUGUUGAUUUCAGUUAAGCUGUAAAUGAUUCUUUUAAACUGUCGCAAAUUGUAAAUAAGCCUCCUUACUAAGCCCCUGAAAUAGUUGAACAAAAUAAUUAUGAUAAUAAAUGUGACAUUUAUUCUGUAAUUCUUUUAUGCUAUAGGAAGUUAGGGAUAAUUUUAUACUAAUUGUGUUUUAAAGAAUUAAAUAAUGAAUAGCUUAUUUAAUUAAACUUGGGUUAUUAAUCUAACAAAUUUAGAUACAAAGAUAGAACAUUAAACAUGUUAAUGGAAAGGAUGAUUGUUCGUAAUCCAAUAUAGAGAAUUGGCUGGAAUGAAUUAAAAAAUUUAGCCUACCUCUAACCUCAAAUAUUGAUUUUACAAAAUAGAUAUUUAAUUGAUAAAAAAUAAUCUAUCGGAAAAGGAUAUUAAGGGGAAGUGUAUAAAACUUAUGAUCUUUAAAAUUUUGAACAUUUGUAUUGCACAAAAAUUAAUAAUUAAAUAGGAAGUUUUUAUAAUGAAAUAUAAAUUAUUGAUCUUCUUUAAAAUCAAAUUUAAGAUAAAAAGUGUAAAAACAUUAUAAAUUUUAUUGAAAUUUUCACAUAAAAUAAUUUCCAAUACAUUAUAAUGGAAUAUUGUUAAAUAAAUCUUGACUAAUAUUUUAAGGAAAGGAAUUUUUUAAUGACAGAAGAAGAAAUCUUAAAUCUAUUAUCUUCAGUAAUAAAUGGAUACAUUUAUUUGAAGGAUUUAGGAAUUAUACAUAGAGAUAUCAAACCAUCAAAUAUAUUAUUAAAAGAAUCGGAUGAUAAUAUUGUUUGGAAAGUUUUUAUUUAAUAUAUUCAAGCUUAUUGAUUUUGGUUGUGGGAAAGUGCUAAACUAAGACUUAACCUAAACUAGGAUAGGAACUGAAUUAUUUAAAGCCCCAGAAAUAUUUGAUAAUUAUCCAUAUGAUUAUCAAUGCGAUAUAUUUUCUGUAUGAAUUAAAUUAAAUUGUAGUUAGGUGUUUUAUUACAUUAUUUAGUAUUUGAAGGAUAAAAUUAUUGUGGUUUUUAAAAAGACGAAGUUUCAUUAAGAGAAUUUUAAUUAAAAUUAAAAUAUAAACCAUUUUAGUGUUAAAAACCAUUUAAAAAUGUAAAAUUCUGUCAUUAUACAAAGUUUUCUAAUAAUUUGCUAUAAUUGAUCGACAAAAUGUUAAUGUACAAAGCAGAAUAGAGGAUAGAUUGGUAUUCACUCUCUUAAGAAGUCAAUCUAAUCUAAAAUUAAAUUAGAAAUUAAUCUAAUAAAACGCUACAAUAAAAUAAUUUAAUUUCAUAAAUAGAUUCAAAUGAGUAAACGGAAUCAAAAAAUUAGGAGAUAGGUAUUAGAAAUUAUGAUUCUGAAGCGGAAAUUUUGUUUGAAAAAGGUAAGUGUAGUCAAUAUUUUAGGUCAAAAUUUAUAUUGGUAGAGAAAUUUUUAGGAAGCCAUCAUAUGUUUAGACUAAUCCUUCAAUUUAAAAAAGAAUAAUACGCAUAUUCAUUUUUUUAAAGGUUAUACCAUUUUAAAAUCAAUAGCUGAUAGUUUACGAAUGUAAGGCUUUUAUAAUGAAGCAAUUGCACAUUUAGAGAGCGUAUUAUUAACAGAUUCAAAGGAUGUUAAUUCAUUAUGGUGUAAAGGUAUAUCAUUCAAAUAUGUUUAGCUGACUGCCUAAAAAUGAUCAAUAAAUUUGAAGAUUCUAUCUUUUGGGCAGAUAAAGUAUUAUCAAUAGAUCCCAAUCAUAUAAAUUCUUUGUUUUGUAAAGGUAUUAUUAUUUAUAUCAUAGGAGAUUGCUUAAAAAGAUUAUGUUUAUUUGAUGAUGCUUUGAUGUAUGUGAAUAAAGCAUUAUUAAUUAAUUCUGAACACUUAAAUUCAAUGUGGUGUAAGGGUAGUUUGAUUGUGAUUAAUUAGCUGAAAUCUUAAAAUUGAGUCAUAAGUAUGAAGAAGCAAUUUUUUGGGUGAAUAAAGCAUUAUCAUAUGAUAAUUCAAAUGUCAAUUCCUUAUAGUGUAAAGGUGAUUAUUUCAAAUUAUAAAAGCUGAAAUCAUAUACAGAUUAGGUAGAUUUAGGGAGGCUAUUAUUUGGGCUGAACAAGCUUUAAGCGUUGAUUCACAUCAUGUAAAUUCAUUGUGGUGUAAAGGUAUUUUACUUAAAAAAUGAUUAGCUGAGUGUUUAAGAAUGUUAAAUUAGUAUUAAGAAGCAAUUUUUUGGUCAGAUAAAGCAUUAUCUAUUGAUCAAAAUCAUCUAAGUUCAUUAAGAUGUAAAGGUAAAAUAAUUUUAAUAAAUAGCUGAAAGUUUAAAAAUGUUAAGUAGAUAUGAAGAAGCCAUUGUUUGGAUAGAUAAAGCACUUUCCAUUAAUCCAAAUUAUAUAAAUUCUUUAUUUUGUAAAGGUAAUCAUAUACUUAAAGAAUUUAGCUGAUAGCUUAAGAAUGUUAAAUUAAUACCGAGAAGCCAUUCAAUUUUCAGAUAUUAUCCUAUCAAUAAAUCCCAAUCACAUUAAUGCUUUGUUUUGUAAAGGUAACUUAAAAUGAAUUAAGUUAGCUGAUAGUUUAAGAAUGUUAAAUUAAUAUACUGAUGCUAUUAUUUGGGUUGACAAAAUAUUAUAAAUAGAUUCAUAGCAUAUAAUUUCCUUAUUUUGUAAAGGUAACAAAUAUAAUUUGAAUUAAAAGGAGAAUCAUUGCGCAUGUUAAAAUAUUAAGAUGAAGCCAUUUUUCAUUUUAAUUAGAUUCUCUAAAUUGACUCUAAUCAUAUAUAAUCACUUGCAUCAAUUGGUCAUUUAAUUUAUAAUUUAUUAGGAACAUACCUAUAAGAUUAAAUGAAUUUACAAGGAGCAUUAGAAUUCUAUAAUAAGAUCAUUUUAAUCGAUCCAAAAAAUUAAUGGGCGUAAAAAAAAUUGAGUAUUAACUUAUAAUAUGAAUAGAAUAAUUCAAAUAAAGUUUGUAAAAUUAAUGA